Molecule: messenger RNA, 1344 nt
Organism: Nematolebias whitei (Rio pearlfish)
Lineage: Eukaryota; Metazoa; Chordata; Actinopteri; Cyprinodontiformes; Rivulidae
Product: N-acetyllactosaminide beta-1,3-N-acetylglucosaminyltransferase 2
Exons: 1
Coding region: 1-1344 (447 amino acids)
Cellular component (GO): membrane
Molecular function (GO): hexosyltransferase activity
Source: RefSeq, a predicted model, not a curated record
AUGGGAAAGUGCUGCAAGUGCAACGGGAGACUGCUGUGCUUGUGUUUGCUGCCUUGCAUGAUGACCGGCCACCUUGUGAUUUACAUCUCGGUGUCCAUAUUUGUUACCAUCUCUUACGCGCCUCCAAAAAUAAUCAUUCACUAUAUUGCUCCAGGGAUUUCGGAAAACUCUUCCGCGUCCGCUUCUUACCCACUUGGCCCUUUCUGGAACCUUCGCUUGGAAGACAGCGCACUGUGGAACCAGUUGCAGCAUGCUUGGGAUCGUCAGUACAAUCCAAUAUUGAAAGGAAACACAUCUGGGGUAAUGAGGAAGCCAAAAGCUAAGCUUUUGUCUGAAAUUGAGGACGAGUGCUUGUCUGACUGCAUGUCAUACAAGUGUUCUGUCCCUCAUAUGCAUAAUUUAAACAGUUUGCCAGAACAAAUCAGGGAAUUUAUCAGGUCAAUGCACUGCAGGGAGUACCCACUCCUUAUCAACCAGCCUGGUAUGUGCAGGAGGAAUGAUGCUAGCUUUGGAAUAGAGUCUCCUAUGCUCCUUAUGGCAAUCAAAUCUCAAGUUGGGAACUUUGAAAACCGCCAAGCCAUACGUGAAACAUGGGGGCGCAGUGGUCUGGCAAGGGGUGAAUCAAAUAGGAAAUGGGUACUAGUGCGCACAGUUUUUCUGCUUGGUAGGCAGGAUUCAAGCACAGGUCCUCACCCAGACCUGCAAAACCUCCUGGAGCUUGAAAACCAGAAGUAUGGCGAUAUUCUUCAGUGGGAUUUCAGAGACACAUUCUUCAAUUUGACCCUAAAGGACUUGCUGCUUUGGCGAUGGCUCCAGCAGUACUGCCCCACUCCUGCUUUUGUCUUCAAAGGCGAUGACGAUGUCUUUGUCCGAACGGACGCCCUUCUAGACUACCUGCACAAGAAGAGGGACGAGCACAAUCUGUGGAGGGCCUAUACCAAUGAAACAGACAUGGAUUUGUUUGUUGGGGACGUGAUCAGUAACGCAAUGCCAAACCGGGAGCCAUCUGCUAAAUAUUACAUCCCAGAAAGUUUCUACAAAGGUACGUAUCCGCCUUACGCUGGUGGAGGAGGGGUGGUGUAUUCUGGCUCACUUGCAUUGCGUUUCAAAGAGGUUUCAGAGAGGGUCCGUCUUUUCCCGAUUGACGACGUGUAUCUUGGGAUGUGCAUGCACAGACUCGGGCUGUCUCCGAGCCAUCACCCGGGAUUUUUAACAUUCGACCUCCCUGUUACAGAGAGGGACAAUCCCUGCGCGUACAGAUCCGUUCUGCUUGUUCACAGACGGAGUCCAAAGGAGAUGCUGACUCUGUGGAAAAAGCUCCAAAACCUUCGCAGUCAAUGCUGA